GAAAUUUGUUGUUUAAAUAAUUAUAAUUAUUUUUUAUUAUUGCAGGUAUUCCUGGAUGACAGAGAAAAACAUGACCUAGAGCAAUUAGUGAGUGCUAAAACUCAUGGAGCAACGCCACUAGUGAUGGCUUGUAGGAAUGGUCACUAUGACGUUGCUGAAUAUCUUAUUGAAAAGUGCGGUGCUGAUGUCGAACAACCGGGCUCUGUGGUAUUUGAUGGAGAAACAAUAGAAGGAGCUCCACCACUUUGGUGUGCUGCAGCCGCAGGACACUUGGCCUUAGUAAAAUUACUAGUAAAGCGUGGAGCUAAAUUAAAUGCCACAACUAAAACAAACUCAACUCCACUUCGAGCUGCCUGUUUUGAUGGGCAUUUUGAGAUAGUUAAAUUUCUUGUUCAGCAUGGUGCAGAUUUUUUAAAUUCUAAAUUAAUUAAUUAA
Messenger RNA from Cotesia congregata, 435 nucleotides. The record is from the annotation of a GenBank genome assembly. Lineage: Eukaryota; Metazoa; Arthropoda; Insecta; Hymenoptera; Braconidae.